Molecule: messenger RNA, 1782 nt
Organism: Rhododendron vialii
Lineage: Eukaryota; Viridiplantae; Streptophyta; Magnoliopsida; Ericales; Ericaceae
Product: zinc finger CCCH domain-containing protein 40-like
Exons: 4
Coding region: 114-1553 (479 amino acids)
Cellular component (GO): Prp19 complex; U2-type catalytic step 1 spliceosome; U2-type catalytic step 2 spliceosome
Molecular function (GO): metal ion binding; pre-mRNA binding; U6 snRNA binding
Source: RefSeq, a predicted model, not a curated record
CUUUCAUUCCGGUCGAGAUUCAUUACCGCAGGUAGGGUUUCUGAUUUCGGUACUCUGGUGAUCUCUCCGACAUACGAGCGACAGAAGAGGGCGGGUCCAAAUAGAGUAAAACUAUGGCGCAUCGGUUGUCAAGAAACGUCGAAGCCGAUGGCUGGGAACGAUCGGAUUUCCCCAUCAUAUGCGAGUCGUGCCUGGGUGACAAUCCAUACGUUCGAAUGACUAAAGCAGAUUAUGAUAAGGAGUGUAAGAUUUGCACAAGGCCCUUUACAGUUUUUAGGUGGAGGCCAGGUCGUGAUGCAAGGUAUAAGAAAAGUGAAAUUUGCCAGACUUGCAGUAAGUUGAAAAAUGUUUGCCAAGUUUGCCUUUUGGAUCUCGAAUAUGGAUUGCCAGUUCAGGUUCGAGACACCGCCCUCAGCAUCAAUUCCAACGAUGCCAUCCCCAAGAGUGAUGUGAACAGGGAAUACUUUGCCGAGGAGCAUGAUCGGAGGGCCCGAGCUGGUAUAGAUUAUGAAUCUUCAUAUGGAAAGGUGCGGCCAAAUGAUACCAUUUUGAAGCUCCAGAGAACCUCACCAUAUUACAAGAGAAACAGGGCACAUGUAUGCAGUUUCUAUGUAAGGGGCGAGUGCACAAGAGGUGCUGAGUGCCCUUACAGGCAUGAGAUGCCUGAAACAGGAGAGUUGUCACAGCAGAACAUUAAAGAUCGCUACUAUGGAGUGAAUGAUCCCGUGGCAAUGAAGCUACUAAACAAGGCAGGUGAAAUGCCCUCUCUGGAAGCCCCGGAGGACGAGAGCAUCAAAACCCUGUACGUGGGUGGGCUGGACGAGAGAGUAACUGAGCAAGACUUACGUGACAACUUCUAUGCCCACGGUGAAAUUGAGUCUGUACGAAUGGUGCUGCAACGCGCUUGUGCUUUUGUAACGUACACGACAAGAGAAGGCGCAGAAAAAGCCGCGGAAGAGCUAUCAAACAGGCUAGUCAUUCGGGGCCUGAGGCUGAAGCUGAUGUGGGGUCGACCACAAGCUCCCAAACCAGAGGGUGAAGGCUCAGAUGGAGGAGCAAAACAGGUUGCGUCGGUGGCUCACAGUGGGUUGUUGCCUAGGGCAGUCAUAUCCCAACAGCAGAACCAAUUACUACCACCAGGCACUCAGGAGCAACCACCCCCACCACAGAUGCAUUACUUCAACAUUCCUCCACCACCUCAGCAGGACAGGGCGUAUUAUCCGUCAAUGGAUCCUCAGAGGAUGGGCGCUCUCAUUCGGUCUCAAGAGGGGGAUCCUAAUGGUUCCACAGGGUUGGCAGAUAAUAAGGCUGAUUCGGAGAAGCAGCAUCAAGUGCAGCAGCAUUAUGGUUAUCAAGGUUUGCCGCGGCCGCCUCAAGGUCAAUUUCAACAGCCUUAUUAUCCACCGUAUGGGUAUAUGCCGCCGCCUCCUCAGCCUUAUCAGCAAUACCCUGUGCCUUAUCAGUCUACAAUGCCGCCACCCUUGCCGCCUCGCCCUCCGGUAGCCCAGCAGUAUCAGCAUUCCGAAGCAGCAGGGUCGUCAUCGCAGAAUUGAUGCAGUUGAUGUAGUCUUCUGCUGACCAUACUUUGUACUGAGGCAGUUGGCUGGGAUAUUUUCUUUGCCUCUGUGUUUAUUACUUAAUGCCACCAUCCUGCAGCUUAAUUCAGAUUACUGUCUCAAACUAUGUAUUAGGAAUUUCUGCUCUGUUUGUCUAAGCAGUUACUGUAAUUUUUUUUUUCUGGGGGUACCUGAGCAAUUAAAUUUGGUGAUUCUGUUUGUCAAA